AUGCCCCCGCCAGACCCAGACAGGCCUCUCAAAAAUCCACCUACAUCUCCUUUCCACCCAUCGCGCACCUCCACAACGCUCUCCAAACACCGCUCCAACCCCAACCUUCGCCCCUACCCCCUCUCGUCCCCCGCCGCAGCCAAAGACUUUCCAAGAGAAGUGAGGCUCCGAAGGCGAACCAGCUACGCGAGACUGGAUAGAAUUCACAGCGCCCCAAGCAAGGAGGAGCUGGGCACAGAUGAGGAUGAGAUUAUGGAGUCGGCGAGUGAGGAGGAGGAUGUGUUUGUAUCGCCUUCAGUGGGGUACCGGUAUGGAAAGAAGAGUCUACUGAGAGGGGCGAUGUCAAUGAGCAAUCUGCGGUCAUCCCGGUCGUCAGUGGAUCGGAGUCGGGGCACGAUGGAGAGGGCUCUACUCGGGUCUCCCAUUCGCAAGCAAGCGACGAGGCGUGGCUCCUCUGCCGUCUUGUUGAACGGUCACAAUGACCUAACAAACAAUUCAACCCCAAGAUCUUCCACCUUCACCAAUCUCUUCAAAAGCUCUGAUCCCUUCGCGUCGUCUGCAUCGUACAUCUCUGGCUUUGGAUCAGCAACCGACAGUACCCUCACAAGCCCUCCUUCCAGCUCUUCUUCUUCUUCUUUCUCUUCUUCCUCCUCCGAGUCCGCUGUCUCCGAUAGUACAGUGAAACCACGGUCUUUUUUCUCCCCAUCGUCCGAGUCUUCUGAUGAAGACGACGAUGAUUUUGUACCAUCUCAAACGCCCACGGAUACUCCUCAGCGCACUAUCACCCAGCAGCCGACUCCAUCAACUACCACACCGGAAGACCGCUCGCCGAUAUCGAAUCAACCCUCUUCCCCGUCUUGGGAGACGCACCUCCCCUCUCCGCGAGCUUCAGAGGACGACCGCAUGGAUGCUAUUCAGAGUGGUGACGAAGACGAGAGCCAAUCGGACGAAACCGUACAUCAUCAAUCUUCGGUCAUUUCAACUGCUCUUGAGGAGACAGACACCAACAGCCAACGACGACCAGCCAGUCGAAUUUCCCGGGACCUCUUCCCCUCUUUGCCGACCAUGAAUGCCGCCCCACCGCCUCAAGUACCCCACGUCCUCUCGCCUCCUACCUCAUCUUCUGCUGUUUUGUUGUCCGAUAAUCGGUUUUUGGACUUGGAAUCGUCUCAAGUUGCUAGUACUGGGGAUGCGCGAGCCCAGUCGGAGAGUGUCUUGUCCGCCUUCGAACGAGAGCUCAGGGACACGAUAUCGAGCGCUUUCGACAUGCUUCAAGUCACUGCAGUAGCCGAUCCUUCAACGUCACCUUCCUUCGUCGAUACGCUCGACACUCAAGAGUCUCCGGUCAGGCUUCUGUCUGAACCUUCGUCGUCUCCCAGCUUGGACGUCAACGAUAACAGUACGAAUCAUUCGCCAAGAGGGGAAAGACGUUAG
Cryptococcus wingfieldii CBS 7118 is the source of this 1434-nucleotide messenger RNA. RefSeq lists its product as hypothetical. Lineage: Eukaryota; Fungi; Basidiomycota; Tremellomycetes; Tremellales; Cryptococcaceae. The transcript is spliced from 3 exons. The record is from RefSeq and is a predicted model, not a curated record. Bases 1 to 1434 code for a protein of 477 amino acids.